AACAGAUUGCCGAUGCCAACAAAAGCAUCGGUGCCAAAGCCGUUGUGUCCAACUUGGCAAUCAUGCUAGGGCUUUCAGUAUGUCCGGACCUCGAGAACUUAGAAUCUAUGUUCAUAUGUGAACUUCUUGAUAGCUUGGACGAUCUUUAUGUUCAAUAUUUGCGCCCUAGGAACCGGGUACGUUGUGGCUUUGGUUGUCGUUGCUCCUGUUCGUGCUCACUGAAAAUCUCGCAAUACAACUACAUCAGAUGGUCUAUGAACCAAAGGUCAAGUACUAUGUGGGUCAGAAGCAACCACCCAGGAUCAAAAACGGUUUCUUCGCAUGGCUACCUCCACUCUUACACACCAAAGAGCCUGAACUUCUUGAGAAGAUAGGCCUUGAUGCCGUCACGUAUCUCCGCUUCCUACGCAUGCUCCGUUGGCUCUUCACGGCCAUCGCCGCUCUCACCGUCGUGGUUCUCGUUCCCAUCAAUAUCUCGUACAAUCUUCGUCAUAACGUAAAGAAUGCUACAAUAUUGACUAUGAUGACUGUUCAAGAUGUGAGGGGUGAUUUGCUGUUUGUCCAUGUGGCGGUGAUGUACAUCAUCACUAUCAUUGUCCUUGGCUUUGCAUGGUACCAUUGGAAGGCAAUCAUUCGUCUUAGACACCAAUGGUUCCGUUCGGAUGAGUACAAGAAAUCUUUCUAUGCUCGAACUCUCAUGGUACUGAAAGUACCCAAGAAACUCCAAUCGGAUGCAGGGUUGCAAUCCCUUUUCGAUUCUUUACGAGUUCCAUAUCCUACGACGGCCGUGCACAUUGGACGGAGGGUUGGCCAGCUGCCUGAGUUGGUCGAGUUGCAUAACCAGGCGGUGAAGGAUUUGGAGCAGGUGCUCGUAACUUAUUUGAAGGAUGGGACGGUGGGCAAGAAACGCCCUACGAUCACUGAUGGAGGAUUUCUUGGCAUUGGUGGGAAGAAAGUAGAUGCAAUUAACUUUUACACCAAUCGCAUCAGGAACAUUGAGGCAGCUGUUGAGGAUUCGAGAUCAAAAAUUGAUCUGAAGAAGGCUGAAAGCUAUGGGUUCGCCUCAAUGGCUUCCGUUGCUUACGCUCAUACCGUCGCCAAGGUGGUGCACCAAAAGAAAAAGAAGGGUGCAGUAAUCACUCUAGCCCCCAAUCCCAAGGACAUUAUUUGGAAGAAUCUCGUCAAGUCGGAUGCCUCCCGUGCCAGAGACCGUACCAUAGGCUUCUUAUUGUUAUGUCUUGUGUGCUUCUUCAACACGAUCCCGCUCACGAUCAUCUCAUUCCUCGCCAACUUGACAUACGUGCAAGCUUAUGUUCCUCUGCUCCAGUCCUGGUCUCAGAAGAGCCAGUGGACCUUCAGUGUCGUUAGUGGUGUAUUGCCUCCAGCGAUUUCUGCGUUCUUUGGCUUCUUUUUACCUAAGAUCAUGCGAAGGUUGUCGAAGUAUCAAGGAGAUCUCACGCGUUCUCGCUUGGAUCGUGCCGUUAUUGCGCGUUAUUAUGGCUUCUUGAUUAUCUCUCAGUUGUUCAUCUUCACGAUCAUCGGUGUUGCCUAUCAAUCGGUGUCGCUCAUCAUUCUUGAGAUUGGACAACACAAGACGUUCGCAGAGAUCAUCAAAAACGUCAGCAAGCUGCCUGGCCAGAUUCAAAAUACUUACAUCCAGCAGUCAGCUUACUGGUUGACGUUUUUCCCAUUAAGAGGUUUCCUGGCGUUUUUUGAUCUGGCACAACUCUUGAAUCUGGUCUGGAUUACGCUCAAGACCCGUAUGUUUGGUCGUACUCCUCGUGACAUCCGGGAAUGGACGCAACCUCAGGUUUUUGAAUUUGCAAUCUACUAUUCGUCAUUGCUAUUUAUGGGAGCAGUCGCAUUCGUUUAUGCGCCUUUGGCACCCCUAGUCGCGGUUAUGGCGGCUGUAGUCUUCUGGAUCACCUCCAUAACGUCCAAGUAUCAACUCAUGUUCGUCUUCAUUUCUAAGGCCGAAUCCGGUGGUCGAUUAUGGAACGUCGCGAUCAAUCGACUGCUGUUUUCCACUAUCUUCAUGCACCUGAUGAUGACACUGACCAUUGGCUUGGUUCAUGGCUGGAGAAGCUACCUAUGGGUGGCGUGCAUUCCCCCAAUGUUCAUGGUUGCUUUCUUCAAAGUUUGGUCAUUAAAAGUUUUCAACGAAGAAUUUCGCUGGUACAUUCCCACCGAGCAAGAACUCGCUGAGAACAAACUCACUAGUGAAAGGGAGCGAAAUGACAACAAGGGUGGUCGACUCUCGAAACGCUUUGGGCAUCCCGCGUUGCAUGCUGACCUCUUUACGCCGAUGGUGCAUGCCAAGAUGGUACACCUGUUACCGCAGGUGUACAGCGGCAGGCUGAGUCAGGAGGAAACUGGGUUACAAGAGUUCGGUGGCGAAAAGGCUUCUGCCGCCGUGGUUUCCGGUGGACUCAAGAUCGCUGGUAUCGAGCAGAGCGAUCUCGAAUAUGAUCCUGCGCUGUACCAACGCGAUCGCGGGGAGCAAGACUGGGAUGCUCGCAGUAUUAAUUCGAACAUGCUGCUGGGCGACGCGGGCCCCGCUGGUGCCCCUGGCCAUACUCCUCGGAUGCGUAGUGCUGAUUUGAAGGGUUACAUGGAACGUGGGCCUGGCAGCCACAUUGAACUCAAUAGACUGGAUUACACGGGUACCACCGAUAGCCUACCGCUUCUCCAGCCAGAUCCUCAAAUACAACACCCGCCACAGCACAUCCGACAUUCGAGCACCUUCGAUUCCAUGGGGACAAGUGCCUCUGGUCGGAUGACGCCAACCCAACCACUGCCAGCGCCUCAUUCAAAUGAUCGGUUCAGAACCGCUCCUCUCCACCGACCUGGACCUCCUUCCAGGGUAUCGUCAGAAGGCCCCCCAUUUAAUAUGGCUGGACGGGGAGCGAGAGGACGACAAUGGUGAAGAUACUGAUACAGCUUUUUUU
This is a messenger RNA of Cantharellus anzutake, 2948 nucleotides long. RefSeq lists its product as uncharacterized. The transcript has 17 exons. Gene Ontology annotation, cellular component: plasma membrane. Gene Ontology annotation, molecular function: calcium-activated cation channel activity. Lineage: Eukaryota; Fungi; Basidiomycota; Agaricomycetes; Cantharellales; Hydnaceae. Bases 248 to 2926 code for a protein of 892 amino acids. The record is from RefSeq and is a predicted model, not a curated record.